This is a messenger RNA of Naumovozyma dairenensis CBS 421, 1086 nucleotides long. It is a transcript of the gene PSA1, whose product is annotated as mannose-1-phosphate guanylyltransferase. Gene Ontology annotation, cellular component: cytoplasm. The record is from RefSeq and is a predicted model, not a curated record. Gene Ontology annotation, biological process: GDP-mannose biosynthetic process; cell wall mannoprotein biosynthetic process. Gene Ontology annotation, molecular function: mannose-1-phosphate guanylyltransferase (GTP) activity; GTP binding. Bases 1 to 1086 code for a protein of 361 amino acids. The transcript has a single exon. Lineage: Eukaryota; Fungi; Ascomycota; Saccharomycetes; Saccharomycetales; Saccharomycetaceae.
AUGAAAGGUUUAAUUUUAGUCGGUGGUUAUGGUACCAGAUUAAGACCAUUAACUUUAACUGUCCCAAAACCAUUAGUUGAAUUUGGUAACAGACCAAUGAUCCUUCAUCAAAUUGAAGCUCUUGCCAAUGCUGGUGUCACUGACAUCGUCCUCGCUGUCAACUACAGACCAGAAGUUAUGGUUGAAACUUUACAAAAAUACGAAAAGGAAUACGGUGUCAACAUUACCUUUUCCGUCGAAGAAGAACCAUUAGACACUGCUGGUCCAUUAAAAUUAGCUGAAAAGAUUUUAAAGAAAGAUGAUUCCCCAUUCUUCGUCUUAAACUCUGACGUCAUUUGCGAAUAUCCAUUCAAAGAAUUGGCUGAUUUCCAUAAGGCUCACGGUGGUAAGGGUACCAUCGUCGCAACCAAAGUCGAUGAACCAUCUAAAUACGGUGUCAUUGUCCACGAUAUCGCCACUCCAAAUUUAAUUGAUAGAUUCGUCGAAAAACCAAAGGAAUUCGUCGGUAACAGAAUUAACGCUGGUAUAUAUAUCUUAAACCCAGAAGUCAUCGAUUUGAUUGAAAUGAAACCAACUUCUAUUGAAAAGGAAACUUUCCCAAUUUUAGUUAACGAAAAAUCUUUAUAUUCUUUCGAUUUAGAAGGUUUCUGGAUGGAUGUUGGUCAACCAAAGGAUUUCUUAUCAGGGACUGUUCUUUAUUUGGAAUCAUUAGCUAAGAAAUCUCCAGAAAAAUUAACAACUGGUUCUAAUAUUGUCGGUAACGCUUUAAUUGAUCCAACUGCCAAGAUCUCCCCAUUGGCUAAGAUCGGUCCAAAUGUUGUCAUUGGUCCAAACGUUACUAUCGGUGACGGUGUUAGAAUUGAAAGAUCCGUCGUAUUGGCUAACUCUAACAUCAAGGAACAUUCCUUAGUUAAAUCUACCAUUGUCGGUUGGAACUCUACCGUCGGUAGAUGGUGUCGUUUAGAAGGUGUCACUGUCUUAGGUGAUGACGUUAAUGUUAAAGAUGAAAUUUACAUUAACGGUGGUAAAGUUCUACCUCAUAAGUCUAUUGCCACCAAUGUCCCACAAGAAUCUAUUAUUAUGUGA